AUGUGCUGCCAUGCAUGCAUACAGUAUUAUAAUAAUUAUGAGCAUGAUAAGGUUAUUACACAGUUGGUAUAUAUCUAUAAGCAGUCUAUAAGAAUGAGCCAAAAAAGAGCCCUACCAAGCUACAUCACUUCCCAACACAACAUUGAUGGAAUACUCAACCCAAAAUUCAUAUCAGCUGAUCCUGAGCACAUAGAGAAGGUCAACAACUUUCCACUCAGACCAGACGACACAUUUGUGACCUGCUACCCAAAGUCAGGCACACAUUGGCUGAUGAAGAUUGUCCUCCUCAUCGUUAAUAAUGGGGAUGACCAGUACGUACAGAGAGCUCCACAACUGUUCAAUGACUAUCAAUGGUUUGAAGCAGCAGGAAUGCCAGGCUAUCCAGGGCUAGACAAGAUUCAUGACCUGCCCAGUCCGAGACUGUUCUUUGGGCAUCAAUACUACAGCAGACUACCUGGAGGUCCACCAAACACCACACAGGCAAGAUACAUCUACUGUGCUCGAAACCCAAAAGAUGUGGCAGUGUCCUUCUACCAUCACUCUCUCAAGAGAAGUGGUAUCAAUGUGGAGUGUGACCUAUCAUGGGAUGAAUUUUUAGAUCACUUUCUACGUGGGGAAGUAUCGUUUGGUUCUUGGUGGGAGCACAUUCCAAAGUGGUGGGCUCACAGGGACGAGCCCAACGUCCUCUUCCUCAAGUACGAGGAUAUGAAGAAAGACCUGCCAAUCAGCAUCAAGACAAUUUCUGACUUCCUAGGCUAUAACAUCGAUCAGGACACUCUACAGAAGAUAGCUCAAGCUACUACUAUUGAGAGCAUGAAAGUGAACAGUGUUGCUUGGAGUGAGAAGCAAUUUCUACGCAAAGGAGUGGUGGGAGAUUGGAAGAAUCACUUCACGCCAGCUCAAAGUGAGGCAAUGGAUAAAGUUUAUUGCAAAGUAGUGGAAGGAACUGGACUAGAGUUUGAGUUUAAUUGAAACUUUGUACGUACUAAUAAUAAUAAUAAUGAAGAGAUCUG
This is a messenger RNA of Halichondria panicea, 1013 nucleotides long. Its product is annotated as sulfotransferase 1A1-like. Lineage: Eukaryota; Metazoa; Porifera; Demospongiae; Suberitida; Halichondriidae. The record is from RefSeq and is a predicted model, not a curated record. Gene Ontology annotation, molecular function: sulfotransferase activity. Bases 1 to 972 code for a protein of 323 amino acids. The transcript has 2 exons. Gene Ontology annotation, biological process: sulfation. Gene Ontology annotation, cellular component: cytoplasm.